Messenger RNA from Amyelois transitella, 5564 nucleotides. RefSeq names its product protein disulfide-isomerase A5. Gene Ontology annotation, biological process: protein folding. Bases 255 to 2180 code for a protein of 641 amino acids. Lineage: Eukaryota; Metazoa; Arthropoda; Insecta; Lepidoptera; Pyralidae. Gene Ontology annotation, cellular component: endoplasmic reticulum. The record is from RefSeq and is a predicted model, not a curated record. Gene Ontology annotation, molecular function: protein disulfide isomerase activity. The transcript has 12 exons.
CUAGUGCGGUUGAGUGGCUACUUUUAUAAAUUGCAAAUAAAUAUUUUUUAUUUAUUAUUCAUCCAACAAAACGCAGACUUAAUAAAACUAGUUUAACUUAUUAAAAAAAAUAUAAUGGUAUUAUAACAGCCAAAUUUUAAGAAAGUAUUAAAUUUAUUCAACUAUUUUAAUAAGGAAACUCCAGUUACCCACGCAGAUAAAAUAAUAACGUGUAUUGUUCCUAUUCAGCUUUUGGGAAAGUUUACGAAACAAACAUGAAGUAUUUCUUAUUCUUUGAGGUACUGUUUUUUAUAUUUUUAAUGAAUGGAUCGAAUUGUGCCAAAAAACAGAAAACGUCUGUCGUAACCGGCAUUGUUGAUCUUAAAGAAUAUAAAAAAUUGUUGAGGACUAAGACAAAUGUGUUGAUGUUAUAUGUUAAUGCGCCGAAGGCAUCACAGAACAUACUGGAUGUGUUUCGGGAAACAGCUGAUAUAAUGAAGGGACAGGCAACCUUGGUCCAUCUGGAGUGCAAUAGCAGUGAGGGUAAAAAACUAUGCAAGAAAAUCAAGAUCCCAUUAGAUAAACCUUAUUUGCUGAAGCAUUAUAAAGAUGGUGACUUCCACAAGGAUUAUGACCGAGCUGAGACUGUGAACUCCAUGACUAACUUCCUCAGAGACCCAACAGGUGAUUUGCCUUGGGAAGAGGACCCCACAGCCACUGACAUAUUUCAUCUUCAAGAUGGGGAGGCUUUAUCAAAAUUUUUGAAAAGAGGAGCUGCUGCUUAUAAAAAGUCGCUAAUAAUGUUCUACGCCCCUUGGUGUGGCUACUGCAAGCAAUUGAAACCAGAGUAUGUGCUUGCGGCGGCUGAAUUAAAGGGUGAUGCAUUAUUAGCGGCAAUCGACGUAGCAAAACCAGGCAACUCUAAGAUCAGAUAUCUUUACAAUAUCACUGGAUUCCCUACUCUUUUGUAUUAUGAAAAAGGCCAAUAUAAAUUCCCGUACAAUGGAGACAACAAAAAGCAGUCAAUUGUAGAUUUCAUGAGAGACCCGACUUCACAACUGCAACAAAAGAAACAGGAAACUGUUGAUGAGAGCUGGUCAAAAGAUUCUGAUGUCAUACAUUUAAAUGCGGAUAAUUUCGAAAGUGUAUUAUCAAAAGCGGACCACGCAUUAGUAGUGUUUUACGCGCCUUGGUGCGGUCAUUGCAAACGUAUAAAGCCGGAAUUCGAAAAGGCGGCGACUAAAAUUAAGGCUGAAAAGAUUAACGGUAUACUAGCAGCUGUGGAUGCAACAAAAGAACCAGAUUUGGCUUCGCAAUACGGCGUGAAGGGAUAUCCCACGUUGAAAUAUUUUAGCAAAGGCGAAUACAAGUUUGACGCCGGCCAUGCCAGACAGGAAGCACAGAUUAUUAGUUUUAUUAAGGACCCACAAGAGCCGCCACCGCCGCCGCCGCCGGAGAAGCCCUGGGCCGAGGAGGAGUCGGCCGUGCGCCACCUCGACGCCGCGACCUUCCGGAACACCCUCCGCAAGAUCAAGCAUGCACUCGUCAUGUUCUAUGCUCCCUGGUGCGGACACUGCAAAAGUACAAAACCAGAGUUCGUGAAGGCAGCGGAACAGUUCGCCGAUGAACUAAUGGUAGCUUUUGGCGCGGUGGAUUGCACAGCGCACCAGGAUCUAUGCGCCAACUACGACGUAAAGGGCUACCCCACUAUUAAGUACUUCAGCUACUUUGAUAAGGCGGUCAAAGAUUAUUCAGGAGGGCGUAAGGAAUCCGACUUCGUAUCGUUCAUCCACAGCCAAGGUGACCAGCACCAAACCAAGCAAGCGGCCAAGUCAAGUACGGAAGCCGGAUUUGGAGUAAAUGUGGUUUUAUCAACUGACGCCGAUUUCGAACAAAUUAUAGCUUCCGACAAGCCCACGUUCGUCAUGUUCUAUGCUACGUGGUGCGGCCAUUGCGUGACGGCGAAACCAGCAUUCAGCAAACUAGCUUCUACCCUCAAAACUGAGAACGCCCCGGUCGCUGCGAUUGCGGUCGAAGCCUCGGAGAAUCCCAAGGUCGCCGAUAUAGCCGGCGUCGAGACUCUGCCUACCUUCAAAAUAUUCUCCAAGGGCAAGAUCUUAGCGGACUACACCGGCGACAGAUCUUAUGAGGACAUGCUUACGUUCUGCAAGCAACAUGCGAAGGUUAAAGAUGAGUUGUGAUGUUCUUGGUAGAUUGUUAUUGUAUCGACUCCCUCCUGGCGUUAGUCCCGGUUUGUUAAACCUGGUGAGGUUUCUCUGGAGAGGAGCCCGAGGUACGCCUUUUAACAAAGAUCGAAACUAUCAUCAAUGUGGUUAUUUUUCUUCUCUUUUCAUCACAUCUUAUUUUGUAUGUUAACAUGCAAUUAGUUUAUGGUCCAUUUAGUUUUUCGAUUUAAUAUAGUUUUUUUAUCAUAUUUUAGUGGUUCAUUAUGUAUGAUAAAUUUAGUCCUAUGUAAUUUUGUGCAUUGACAAUAUUUUUCAAUCAAGCAAUUAUUUGUAAAUUUUAGUCGCUUCUUAAAAUAUAAUUUUAAUAAUUUGGAAACAAUAAUUUGCAAUCAAUUUUAUUCUUACAAUUAGUUCCUAAUUAAGACGUUACAAUAAUUCUACCUAUGUUUAUGUAAAAAUGAUAAUUAUAUUUUUAUUUUUAUACACAAUUAUGUAGUAAGUAUAUCUAGUUAAAAUAUAUUUGAUCUCUUUUAAAUAUUUAUGACAAUAUACAUUAGGAUAUUAUUAUAACUGUUGAAAUUUUUUGAACGAAAUUUGAUAAAUUUGCCUACCCUAUAAUGUCAGCACCAAGUUAUUCAAUUUAGCAAUGAAUGAUGCAAAAACAGCUUGUACAAUUUAUUUUUUUUAUUUUGGUCACAGAAAUAAUAUUAAUAAAUUCCGUAAGGGCACGCUGCAUCAAACUAUUUGUAAGUAAGCGGGUUCACACAACGAGCAGUCAUACGCCUAGUAGUUUAGUUGGUUCGGAUUCACCUAUUGCAAUUUGAAAUACCUAAUGCAGAAUCAGAGUUAUAUGAAAAGAAAGAGGACAUGUCGACUGGUUUAUACGUAUCAUAAAUGUUUAAGUUAUAAAAUUAAUUGACAUUAUUGGAACUCUAAUGAACUAUUUAUCACAAUAUUCUGUAAUCAAAUAGCGUAUUUUAGGAGUAUAGGUAAUGUCUAAACAAAACAGACAAAAAGGACCUAGUGUACAACUUGAAUACAAAAAAUGCCUUCAAAAUCGCGUAAAUUCAAUUAAACAAAUAUUCUAACCCGUCUGCCUUAUUAAAAAUAUAGUUUUUGCUUAAAAUAUUGUAAUUUUCAAAGGCUUAUAUUAAACACAUUGCGAUAUCUAUAUUGCAUCUUAAAAUAUUCUUAUAGCCUAUAGGAGAGCCUUGAAUUUAACAAAAUAAUAUAAGGAUAUGUAUACAAUUACAAAGAUAUAGUAUGCCUUCCCAAAUAAAUUGUAAUUAAGCUUCUAUCGCCUACAGACAUAGAACCUUGUGUUGUAGCUCCCUCUUAAGUACAUUAAUAAACAUAUUUAAAAGUAAACAAGUAAAAAUUCUGUAAACAAUAUAAUUUGCAAAGUAGACAUAUCUAUCUUGAUAUUACUAAUUAGUGGAUCUAAAUUGUUGUACUGUAUUUGUUAAUUAUAUCUGUAGAAAUAAUUUACAUUAUUGUUUUAGUGUGGUUUAACAACUAUGUUUAGCCUACGUUAGGUCUGAUUAACAAAAGUAAUAUGGAGAAAUUAUCAAAACUUUAUCGUUACUUAUUUAAUCAUUCCGUGAUUUUUUUUAUUUUAGUCAUUUUGAUAAUUGUCGAUUAAAACUUGUUUCUUUAAAAUUGAUCAUAGAAAUCGGAAUAUUAAAAUACAAUAGAAACUUCUUACAUCGCACAUAUUGGUUUAUCUAUGGUGGUUUGUUAGUUAUUACCUGCGCCCUCACAUUCACUAGUACUUACCACUUCUUUAGUCUUAUAUUAUUCCGAAUUCUAUAGGGUGAUUCAAUUAUUACAGAAAAAUCGAUAUAAUCAUCUUCAAUUACAAGGGUUAAUCUUUGCAUUUCUCUAAUCUAUACUUGUUUAGUGAAUCCAUGUAAUGCGAACGCUUUACUAGUACGUAAUGAGAUAAUUAUCUAUAUUAUAUUUAAUAUACAUGUACAAUUUUACUGUUGUAUGGUAGACAUUGAGCAUUUUCAUAGCUGAUGUACUUAAUAAACGUGUUUUUACAGUGAAUCUGCUUCGGAACAGGAAAUGCGACGAUUGUGCAGUUUCUAAAGGACCUUGUAUAUAGGUACCGACUGAUCUAUGUACAACUAUUCAAUUAUAUAUACUGUAUUGUUAUUGCAUUUAAUUAAAAUGAUAUAUUAUGUGAGACUUCUUUACAAAUGUUAACACCUUUCUGUAAUUUUAUAGUUGAUAAUAUUAACUCAUAACCUCUGUAUGUAUGUUAAGAAAUAUUUUAAUAUUUACAUUGAUAAACUUAUGUUACUUAUCAUGAAAUAUUUAUUUUGUAUUCCUCUCUGUAGUUUAAAUGUAGAUAAAUUUCUGUAUUCCAGAAUCAAAACUAACUUCAUAAGUACUUUUGGUAGUUUUAAGCUAUCCCUGAAGAUUUGAUUAAAUUUUGUUUCUUUUUUAUCCACAGUUUACUAUAAUCUAGCUUUUGUCCUUGAAAUGUUUACAUGGGUAUAGCUCCGGGCGGAAGCCAUUAUGUUUAAAAUGUCUCAUUAGUUAUUGCUUUGUAGAUUUAUAAUAUCUUAUUCUUUUUUAAUUAAUGAUAAUUAUUAGGUUUUAAAGUACAUUAUUGCAUGGACAAUAACGUCGUUGUAUCAUUGAAAUUAUGUGUGUCUCAUUAUCUAGGGCUUCGCACAGCGAUAUAAAACGAAAUCUAUUAUAGUUUGUGUCGUCUCGUAUUACGAAAGAUUUGUAGGUACUCAUUAAAGUAACGAAAUUCGGCGCAUGAGAUUGUGGUAACAAUAAUACCUUUGUAUGCUUUAUGUAGACAAGAGGCAGUCACAUUAUGAAUUCAUUCACAUUUUAAUUUUCUAUUUUUCGUCUUUCUUUAGUACCAAAUUUUAUUUUUUCGUCUAUGUGAAUAUAUUUCCACUCGGCACUUCUUUCUUAUAUGAAAACUUUUCAGGCGAAUCUCGGUAGUUGUUACAAUCAUACACAGUAAAUUUUUAACGCCCUAUGCAAUAAGAGGGGUGUUAUAAGUUUGACGUGUCUGUCUGUCUGUGUCAUCUUAGCUCACAAACGGAUGAAGCUAUUUCAAUUUAGUUUUUUGGGUUAUAUUUUACAAACCUUGUCAAUAAUUUAUUAAGAUGUCAGUUGUAAUUACAAUACACCAUUUCCAAUUUAAAUUUUAAUCAAACCGACUUUCUGUUAUCACUUCUAAAUUUAGCAUCUCAUCACUUAAUCUACCGUCUAUCAUAUAAUAUUAAGUUACUUUUCCAAUUUCAGAAAUCUGAGCUGUGAACAAGUUGUGCAGAGAUCAUUUUGUAUAAGUAAUAUUUUUAAAGUUCAUCGAUGUAAUCUGAAUGUAUGCAUGUUUGAUGUUAUUGCAUCUGAAACAAAUUGAUAUUUCAA